Malaclemys terrapin pileata is the source of this 7505-nucleotide messenger RNA. RefSeq names its product transmembrane protein 132B-like. The transcript is spliced from 9 exons. The coding region runs from base 402 to 3674 and encodes 1090 amino acids. The record is from RefSeq and is a predicted model, not a curated record. NCBI's taxonomy places the organism in Eukaryota, Metazoa, Chordata, Testudines, Emydidae.
CCGGCUGGAGCGCAGCGGUCGCCCGGGCUGGGCUCCGGCCGCAGGCGGGGGAAGAAGCAGGAAGCAGCCGCCGGGGUGGAGCCGGCCGCCGGGGAGGAUUUGCAAGCACUCGCGGUGCAGGAGAUUCCGGCCGCGGCGCCCGGGGAUGGGCGAGGGUUUCCCGCGGCGCUGGGAUGAGCGGAGACCGCGGGGCCAGCCGCCUUGCGCCGAGGAUGACGGGCUGCGGCGCCCCGGCCCUUCCCCAAGGGGCUCGGCUUUCCCGGGGGCUGUGAUGAUCGCUGGCGGGCCGGAGCCGGUUCUUCAGGGGGGGUUGGUUUAACCGCAAGGGGAAAAGAAGCGGGGGAGGGGGAUCUGUUUACUCAGACCCCCCAGACACGCGCCCCUGCACAUAACUCCGCACCAUGACUGCUGGGGAUGGAGCAGAGAGGAUGGAGCCCAGGUGCCCGGUGCUGGCGCUGGCGCUGGCUGCCCUGCUGUGCAAAGUGGUGGAAAGCCGAGGAGGAGUCAUGGACAGCACACAGAGAUUUUUAAACCUGCCGGUAUAUCUUCCCAUGAGCUACCACAUCUCCAGUGCUGAUGUUUCCUUCUUCCUCAAAGAAGCCAAUCAAGAUAUCAUGAGGAACUCCAGUUUGCAGGCGAGGGUGGAGUCAUUCUUUAUAUACAAAGCCAAGCAGCCACCUGUAGUAAAUGCAACUUACGGACCUUUUUCAGUGGAACAAGUUGUUCCCGAGGACCUAAUGCUGCCUUCUGCUCCUUUUGGUUUCACUAAUGAAUUCACAUUUAAUUGGAAAUUAAAAUCGCACAUCAUUGACAGCUCAAUAUAUUCCAACAGACCUAAAGUGCAAGCCUUGUUCUAUAUUGCGGGAAAGGACUGGGACGACUAUGAUUCUGCGGAGAGAUUGCCCUGUGUGAAGAUGUUUGCUUUCCUGGAGACUAGAGAAGCUGUGGCCAGCUGUAGGUUGAAAGGUCAUCUAGGAUUAUGUGUUGCAGAACUGGAAUUAGCGCCGAGCUGGUUCAGCUCGCCUCCACCAUUGGUUUUGGAGCAUGAGCAAACAGCAGCCUUUUUGGAAGGGAUUACUGUGGAGCUCUUCUAUAAGAUGUAUGCAACAGAUGGGGAGUGUUCUCCUGAGGAUGCAAAAUGGGAAAACAACAUACAUGCAGGUCAAGAUCAUGCAUAUGAGGCUUUGCCGCCGAUGGAGAGGAUUGGUAGCAUCAUUCUUUAUCCAACUCAAGACAAACUAAAACAAUCUGCACUGAGGCUAGAUGAGAACAUCGUGAUCCACUUACCGCUCAACCCUGUCAAGGAAGGUGACAUAGUAACCUUUCAUGUGUCCCUUACCGGUGACUCCCUAGCAGAUCAGUUUACCUUAAGAAUUAAAGCAGCACCAGGUGUGAAGAUAAUGGCCAUCAGAGUCAGUGAUGCAGACCAAUGGGGAAUUCAAGAGGAAGUAGACAAUGGAGGGAUGCAGACCACUGCCUCUGUUGUUUGUGUGCGUAAUGAUCCAAAUAUAGAGAGCAGAGCAAACAUCUCCUUCUAUGAGAUCUUGCAGAUGGACUUUGAAAUUGACAAUAGCAGUAGCCUGGCAGGAGCUCAGCAAAUUACCUGGCAGGUGGAAUACCCCAGAGAAGACUUGAUGAGUGAACUGGUGGUCUCAGAGAUCUUUGUCAGCCAAACAACAUUUGCAGGAAUUGUUCCUCUUGCAAUGGAUACAGAAGUCCUUAACACGGCCAUUCUGACAGGGAAGACGGUGUCUGUUCCGGUGAAAGUUGUUGCUGUGCACGAGGAUGGUUCCGUGAUCGACGUUUCAGAGUCCACUGAAUGUAAAUCAGCUGACGAAGAUGUCAUAAAGGUUUCUGGCAGAUGCGACUCCAUCUUUGUUAAUGGCAAGGAAAUGAAGAGCAAAGUGGAUACCAUUGUGAACUUUACUUACCAGCAUUUUACCACCCAGCUGGAAGUGACGGUCUGGGCUCCACGGCUUCCUUUGCAGAUAGAGAUCUCGGAUACAGAACUUAGCCAGAUCAAGGGCUGGAGGAUACCUGUCACCUCCAAUAAGAGGCCUACCCGUGACAGUGAUGAUGAAGAGGAUGAUGAGAGGAAGGGAAGAGGCUGCACCCUUCAGUAUCAGCAUGCCAUGGUGCGAGUCCUCACACAGUUUGUAGCAGAGUCUUCCAAUUUUGGAGGCCAGCUGACCUAUAUGUUGGGCUCUGAGUGGCAGUUUGACAUCACGGAUCUCGUGACCGAUUUCAUGAAGGUGGAAGAGCCUAAGAUUGCUAAAUUACAGGAUGGACGAGUGCUAGUUGGUCGUGAACAUGGGAUAACCACAGUUCAGGUGCUGUCGCCUCUCUCUGAUUCCAUCCUGGCUGAGAAGACAGUGAUUGUGCUAGAUGACCGCGUAACAAUCACAGACCUAGGCGUACAACUAGUAGCGGGCUUGUCUCUGUCUUUACAAAUAAGCAAAGGAAAUAAGAGAGCUAUUGUUUCCACAGCAUCUGCUUGUGAUAUUCUUCAUACCCCAAAACAGGAAGCCAUAGUCAGUGCUUGGAUUUUGUUCAGUGAUGGCUCUGUGACACCUUUAGAUAUUUAUGACUCCAAGGAUUUUUCUGUCACGGUCACUUCGCUGGAUGAAAUGGUGGUAUCUGCCCAGCAAAACCUUCAGUCAAAGUGGCCUCUGGUAGUUGCAGAGGGUGAUGGGCAAGGACCCCUGAUUAAAAUUGAAAUGGUGAUCAGUGAACCUUGCCAGAAGACGAAGCGAAAGAGCAUUCUGGCUGUUGGUAAAGGAAAUGUCAAAGUGAAAUUUGGCCAGAAAGAUUCUGACCACAAAGGAAGGACCAACAACAUUGAUGAUUUAGAUAGAGAGUUUAACCAUCAUCUGAACAAUGCUAUAGAGAACACGGCAGAACAGGAGAGGACAGUGCAAGAAUGGGCCAAACAUGGAACCUUUAUUAAUCUUGAAGACAAUGCUAACAAAAGCACAACUUCCAAAUCUCCCAUUGAUCAGAACAAGGCUCAUGAGGAUGGCCUCCAAAAUAACCCAACUGCUUUCACAAGUUUUCCUACCCAAGUAGAGGUACCAGGACAAAAUAAUCCCAAUGACCUUGUGUUGACUUCUAGAGGGUUAACUGAUUUGGAGAUUGGCAUGUAUGCCCUGCUGUGUGUUUUCUGCCUAGCAAUUUUGGUCUUCUUAAUUAACUGCGUGGCAUUUGCUUGGAAGUAUAGACACAAAAGGUUUGCUGUGAGUGAGCAAGGCAACAUCCCCCAUUCUCAUGACUGGGUCUGGCUUGGAAACGAGAUUGAACUCUUGGAAAACCCUGUUGACAUUUCGCUCCCCUCAGAGGAGUGCACUACUAUGAUUGACAGAGGGCUGCAGUUUGAAGAAAGCAACUUUCUCCUUAAUGGGAGCUCGCAGAAGACUCUCCAUAAUCAGAUCCUCAGAUCUUGUGAGUAUGCUUGUGAGAAAGAAGUUAAAAGUGAACCUAUAAAUCCUUCCGGGCCAAAACGGAAGCGGGUCAAGUUCACUUCCUAUACCACGAUACUGCCAGAGGAUGGAGGUCCUUACACCAAUUCAAUUCUAUUUGACAGUGACGAUAAUAUUAAAUGGGUAUGUCAAGAUAUGAAUCUUGGCGAUUCCAAGGAACUUAGAGACUAUAUGGAAAGACUGCAAGACAAUAUGUAAAAUACUUUCUUAUGUUUGUAUUCACCUUUAUGCCUUCUGUUUUACGGAUAGUGGAGCAGUCAGUCCAGUCAGCAAUAGGAGGUUACAAAGGAGUCUAACUUUUGGAGGUUCUAAGACGAUAACUGCACAUCAUCGAGCGGGUACAAGAGGCUGGCUGAGCUAAUCCUGUUUCACUAUAAACCAGGAUGUGUCCCUGAAACAGCUACAUGUAGGUGUUGGAGGUGUCGCACACGAUGGCUGUUUUCAUAUACUGCCUGGUACUAGCUAAAUGCUAAUACAAUUAUGCUCAGACUCAGCGGAGACUACAGCUGUUUGUCAACUCAUGAUAAACAGUGAUUCAGAAAACAAGGGAUUUUUUGGUUGAUUUUUCUAGUCAUCAUCCUUUGUAAAGCACAGUGGAUAUUUCUUGCAUACAGCCUGAGACUAGGUUUACGUUAAAAGAGAUCUGAAUGAAUCUGUCCAAUUUUAUUUGCCUAUGAGCAAUGCAGCCAAGUAGUCUCAUUAUAUUUUACAGCUACAAACACCCACAGGUGGUUAAUUUCUUAUCUGUAUUGUUUAUGAAGAUGGUUUGAUUUAGGGAACAUUAAAUAUUUUCUUUAGAGAUUUUUUUUUUGGUUGUACCAAAGUGUUCCACAGUAUAUUUAGUUAUUCAGGUUUUCUAUUCAUGUGCAUCAGCUCGAAAGGAUACCUCUUCAUCACUGAUUAUCUUUCUCCUUCCCAUGCAAAUCUUUCAUAUUUGGAAUGUAGAAACAAAUUAGAAAUCUCACACUGGAAAAGAGUUGUAUCUUUUUACAGGGAACUGUAUAUACACACAACAAUAAACCCUGGAAAAUAAAAAUCAAGCAGCAGCCCUGGGUUUAUUUUGGUCAUUGACAAUAUGAAAAAUAACUUAAAACAAAGCAGAACACACUUCAAAGCAAAAUUCCUCCAAUGAAACAACACUUAUGGAAAUUCUUUGCGGGCAACACAUGUUGUUUUGACGAUAAAUGCAAACGUAGUAUUGAAAUGCACUGAAUAGGAAGCAAAUUGCCUGGGAAAUAAGUGAAGACCUGAAACUGGUAUUACACUGUAUUAAAAAUAUAUAGAUUAUAUUGAUGCUGCAGUUUAGCAGUACAUAGACAUCCAUCCACAAUGGCUGGUGCACGCAGGCCCUGUCUAAAAGCCAUCUCUAAUCAUAUGUCUGGUACAGAGAAAACCUUUACAACAAGCUCCAUAACAAAAGAAAAUACUGGGCACAGUUAUAUAAUCGCUAUUCCCAGAUUUGACAGGAAUGCUGGAGAUUCAAAGCUUCCAUUCCACAAACAUUAUAUGCAUUUUUACAUUGAAGUACGAUUGAAGUGUGUUGAAAAUUGUACCAAAGAAACCUUUUCGCAUGAAAUGUCUAAGAGAAGCAAAACAGUACAUUGGCCCAUCAUGAGAAAAUGUAAUUGACACCUGAUCCAAAGGCAACUGCCUCACAUCCCCCCCACUCUCCCAAAAUAAUGAACAUAAUGGCACUUUAGUGUGAGCUCAGACGUACCACAUAUCUUAGUCAACUAAUGCUCAAGAUAUUUAACAUACAGUCUCUCCUUUUCCAACUGAGCAAGGAUUGCUAGAGAAGUCUUGAUUGCUAUUGUGAACCUGAUUAAUAAAACCAGAAAAUCUUUAUAAAAUUCAGCUCCUCCAGAUUUUUCUGCAUUUGGCUAACGCGUAAGUAGUUAUCCACUCAGUUCAGCAAACUGCUUAGAGUCCAUCCAUAUUCAGCAAAGUACUUAAGCAUAUUCUUAAGUCCCAUUGAUCCCAAAGUGACUUUAAUACUUUGCUGAUUCGGGACCAGUAUUUUAAUGUCAGACAAGAGUCAGAAGCCACACUGUUUAUACUGAAAGUCUUCCUCUAAGAACAAGACUUGAAAAGAGCAAAAUGGUAAUUUUUGUGUGUUUCACAUUAAAAGUUAUGUAGCCGUGAGACCAGGAUCACUAAAAGUAGAGUGUACAUAUUUCCAUGCUGGUGUUCCAUUGUGUGCACAUAUAAAAUAAAUGAUGAUGUGGAAAAAUACAGAGAAUAUAAGAGGAAUUUAUAGUCUAGCAUGGCUGUUAGCUGAUCUGACAAAGAAUUUCACUUAGGCCAACCCACUCUCUAGUACAGGAUCUGUUUGGUUUUGGAGCCUUGAUCUUUGUCCUAUGCAGGAGUCACACACAGCAAGUCCACCUAGACAUCAAGUCUGGUCGCCAGUUACAAAACACAAACAGUUAAAAAGAGAAGUAAAAGAACUAUAGUCGUUAACAAAAACUCAGUAAACAAAAACAAAACAAUGGGAACCAGAAUUUAGCCUGCCACACCAAUACAUAGAAUCUGGCAAAGAUGGAAAAUGCUCUGGAACUACAAAAAUAUAUUAUAGUUAAACUUUAAAAGAUCUAACAUGCUACAUGAAAGUUCAGAAAUAGAAAGUGACAAUAAAUAAAAAUGCACAAGGCCAAAGAAUUAAAAAAACAAGGACAACAAAAACUGAGAAAAUGAGAAUGCCCAAAGUCUUCCCCUCAGUUGCAGCAGUGUAAAUGCAGAGCGACACCAUUAAAAGCAGCGGAGUUACUCUGGAUCUACACCAGUGUAAAAAGUACCACUCCUGUGAAAUGAACAUUAUUUGCAGAUCAAGCGAAAGAACAUCAAAUAAAUAUUUCUAAGGCUAAUUAUUAACCAAAGGAAGGAAUGACAUUUGGAGGCAGAUUAUAUAUCAUCAAGAAACUUCAAAUGACUACAACCCACCUGGGUCUCUCCAAAAUCCUCUAAUAAUAAUUAGAUUGCUAUGUCCACAACUAUUAAGCUUCAGUAGCUGCAGAGAUAGGAAAUUCCGAUGGCUCCAUACAGAAUAAACAACUCACAUUUGUGAUGCAUGCUGUUCUACAUAAAGAAAAGGCAAUAUGUUGCAUAGAGGGUGUUUUUGUUUCCUCCCUUCUCUCCCCCCACCCUUUCCCUGCCAACUAUCCAUACAAGGGAGGAUUCACUGAAUAUGAUGAUUCUUAGCAACUUUAGAACUGUAAAAUGUCAGACUCUCCGCUACUGUAAAUCAUUGAGUGGUUAGCUCCACCAGCUGAAGAUCUGGCCCAUGGAGAAUACUGAAGAAAGAAUUCAUUUCCAACUGUGCAGAACUAUUAUAUUUCAUUUGGACAUUAUAGACUAGCUCCAUAUGGCUUGUCUCUGCACACUUCCUGAUUUAAAUACAAAUUUGGGAAAACAGGUCCCCCUACUCCUCUUGAUGUAGAAUGAUACAGCUUCAUAAUGGUACCAGCUGCUGUUCCUUAAUUCUUAGUGGGGAAUGUAGAAGAAAAUCUUCCAGCCAUAUGAUUCAGUAGAAACAGUAUAUUAUAUAAUGGGAUACAAUCUGUAUUUCAAGGUGGAGUGCAUCAUGAAUGGGAUACCAAAUAGUCAUAGACGAUAUGCUCUUUUCUGAAAUACAUAUUGUAUACACUACAUUGAAAUACACUGUAUAGUCUAUAGUGAAAUGCAUACGCUAACUACUGAAUCUACAACACUGAAUAUGUAUAUUCAUCAUGCCCCAAAUAUUUAUACAGUAUGGUAAGUCUUAGAUGUAUAACAUAAUGAAACCUGUACAAAAUAAACUGUAAAUGAAGACAAUGACAGAUGACUUUUAUACCUGUGUAAUUUGUAUACCGAUUAAGUUAUUCAAGCCUCAGUUUACAUCAUUAAAUGUGCCAUUUUUUAAAGUUGUUCGUUUUCUAUAGGACAGAGUUCAGAAAUAAGACUUCACUCUCCAGCAAAGAAGCACUUGAGUGACAUUGUGAAACCUGUGAACUCUAACAUAGAAAUAAACAGAUUGCUCAUGUGAUUCUUCAA